This is a messenger RNA of Thunnus maccoyii (southern bluefin tuna), 6504 nucleotides long. Its product is annotated as rho GTPase-activating protein 20-like. Gene Ontology annotation, biological process: signal transduction; regulation of Rho protein signal transduction. Lineage: Eukaryota; Metazoa; Chordata; Actinopteri; Scombriformes; Scombridae. The transcript has 16 exons. The record is from RefSeq and is a predicted model, not a curated record. Gene Ontology annotation, molecular function: GTPase activator activity. The coding region runs from base 1066 to 4491 and encodes 1141 amino acids.
AAAAUGUGCCUAUUGGUUUUUAAAAACAGUUUGUUCUGUCCUUCUUAAUUGGUUAAGUGAUGUCAGAUCACAUCUGUUUUGUUUUGUUUUCCACCAGUUGUUAAAAAAAAAAAUUGUAGGAUUUUUGAACCCUUUUGAGACAAUUGACUUAAACAGACCUAAAAUUGAUGAAACAAUGUAGUCAGACAUGUAAAAAAUGAAUGUAAUAAAGUUAAUACAGUUUUAAAAUAACAUUAAUACAUAACCAGAUAAAAAACAAAUAUGUAUGAAUGCAGUUCAAGCAUGGAUUUUAGUUUUUACUAGCUUCAGUUGGAGUCAGCAUUUUAUUCAACUUAAUAUUAGACUGAAAGGAUCAAAAUCCCUUAUGGGCUGAAUUCUGUCACUCUGUUUUUCCAGCUACUGAGAAAUGCUUGUAUGUAUCUAUGUAUGUAUGCAUAAGUCUAAUCUACUAACAGUAGAUAGACUUAUAGAAUGAAUUGAAGCCAGUGAAUUGCUGCCUGGCUUGUUUCAGCACAGAAUAACAAAGAUUAUUGAUGGACAGCAGGGUGAAAUAAUUCUCUAACUGGAAUUAUCCACCCGAAACAAGCUGAUCCCAAAGCAAACAAAUGUUAUCCAAUAAUCUCACCUUGUUCAUGGUUUGUUUUAGGGGAAAAUGUGAUUGUGUGGUCAAUGAAUGGAACAAAUUAGUUAAAAAUAGGUGGACCUAUUUUUUGCAGCGUAUUGGCGCCGCCUCCGUUAUGCGCGUAAAGACGCAUUAAGAAGUGGCACAGCAAGUGAUAAUCCAGACAGGAGGUGCUUUUGGUUAUAGCACAGCCUCUCACUGAUGGUGAGGAGACAAGAGCUGGUGGAUCAGCUCAGCUUUGUUUUCAACUCAUCUGAAUUUUCCUCCCCAGAGUUUUUCCUCUUACUGGUUGCAGACUAAAAGUUUUUCAGCGACUUCUAAGCAGCUUGUGUUGAGAUGGUUUCUUUCUUCCUGACACGGAGGUUAUUAAUGGGAUUUCUCUCUCCCCCGCAUCAUCACCUGAGGACAGCUGCACAGUGAGCCGUAGGGCGGCUGGAGGCUGAAUGGACAACAUGUCUCCACAGCAGCAACAGGACAGCCUCAGCCGAGGCGGCGCACAGCAAGACAACGGACGGCGGGUGAAGUCUCAGAGUUAUCGGCGUCAGUCCGCCCCGUCUCUGGUCAUCACCAAGGCUCUCACCAGGUCCAAGACUCUCUCCAGAGAGAGCUUCCUGGUUCCCGUGUGUCCAGAGACCUGCCCAUUGGUCCAGUCCUUCCUGACCGGUUCUGAUAGGUCAUUUCUUCUCCAUGGACACGCUCAGUUGAAGACCGGGAUGCAGACUCAGGACAGACACCUCUUCAUGUUCAACGACAUACUGGUGAUUGCCAAAGCCAAGUCAGCCAACCACUUCAAGCAGAAGGCCCAGGUGUACGUGUGUGAGAUGUGGAUGGCAAACUGCAUGGAGGAGGUGUGUGAGGGAAGCACUAACCCGGAGAGAAGUUUCGUCAUGGGCUGGCCCACCUGCAACUGUGUCGCUACGUUUAGCUCAACAGAACAGAAAGAUAAAUGGCUCUCCCUCCUCAAAAGUCUGAUAAAAGAAGAGAAAGAGAAGGAAGAACCUAAAACCAUUCCUCUCAGAGUGUACGGGAAGGGGAUCAAUACUUUUGCUGUUACCAAGACGCUUCCUGUCAGCAACUCAGAUUCAACCAAUGAGGUGAUCCGACUGGCCCUGCAACAGUUUGGCAUCAUAGGAAACGUGAAAGACUACCAGCUGUGGGUCAUCUCCAAGAGGGACAACACCCCCUAUCCUCUAAUCGGUCAUGAGUAUCCCUUCAGUAUCCAGAUGAGUCAUGUGAGACCCACGUCGUCUCAUGGAGGCAGCGGGGACGCAGCUGCUUCACCCGCGGACAGACAGAAGGCGAUGCAGGUGGAGCAGCUGCAGGUGUACAAGCAGUGUCAGUUCAUCCUGAAGCCCCGCCCCGUCGAGACGCUCCAACAGCACGUGUUUGCAGAUUUCUCUCAGAAGCCGUUUAAAAGGCGGCGUUCACUCAUCAACUGGGCCUUCUGGCGAGGCUCCUCCUCUCACCUCAACGAGUUAUCCCUCGCCGGCACCGCUCGCGGCUGCUUGUUCGGCCAGCCGCUCAGCGCCGUGUGCAUAGAGGACGCGCUGCCAAAGCCAGUGAUGGACAUGCUGACGUUUCUGUACCACGAGGGUCCCUGGACUCGGGGGAUCUUCCGUCGGCCCGCGGGGGCUCGGGCUGUCAGGGAGCUGCGGGACUCUCUGGACGCCGGAGAGUUUCAACUUCCUCUGUCACGAGACCACGCCUUCAUCAUAGCCGGAAUCUUUAAGGAUUUCCUGCGCAGCAUCCCGGGCAGCUUGCUGUGCUCUGAACUGCAUGAAGAAUGGAUGGACGUGCUGGACGAAGAUGACGAGGAGGAAGAACAGGUGCAGGACGUCAACAGGAUGAUUUGUCGGCUACCCAAACACAACAGCCUGUUGCUACGCUACCUGUUGGCCAUGCUGCACGGCAUCGAGAGCAACGCCCAGGAGAAUCAGAUGACCAGUUUUAAUUUAGCAGUGUGCAUCGCUCCCAGCAUGCUUUGGCCUCCUGGAGCACCUUGUAACCCUGAGGUGGAGGGCGAAGGCGCGAAAAAGGUUUGUGAGUUGGUGAAGUUUAUGAUCGAACACUGUCAGCAGAUUCUAGGAGAGGAUCCCUCCUCCCUGUUUGGAGGACCGCCACAAAGACCCAACACUGAGGAGAUAGGAUCAGACUCCUGGGUUUACCCUCUGACAGACUCGUCCUACGACAGUCCAGAGAACGAGUUGGACAACAGCAGCGGCGGGUCACCAGGCUUCUGCAGCAGGAGGCGCCUUCCAUCCAAACCACUACAAGGAAGCUUGGAGUCGAUCCUCACAUUCAGCGACCUUGACCAAGACGCUGACCCAGAUAGACACCACACCCAAACUAACUUAAGCCCGCUGGGGAGAACCAGAGGCAGGAGACAGGACCCCGACCUCUCCUGCCACGACGUACCAACCGUGGACACCUCCUCCACCCUGGACUCCCUGUCCCUGGAUGGUCGCCACAGACUACGGCGGCGCUCAGAGCCCGCUAUAGCGUAUGCGACCAAGCUUCGGCCGUGUGUUUCAGGGAGCACUGAUGGUGCCACUGGUGAGGAUGAAGAUAGUGAUGAAGAGCUUUCCAAGAAGCCUAGCAGCCACACACACUCCAGAGGUCAGGGCAGGAGAAGCGGAGGCGAGUCCACGUUAAACCUGCUUGGUGUGAGUUCAGCAGCUCUGGAGGCGAGCUCCUCCAGCUUCUCCUCUACCCCCAACUCCCCUGUACCAACCCGCUCCUCCCUGGACUCUCUCGACUCCCUCAGCAGCAACCACGCCUGGGCAACCAGGCGGGGGCCUAACCCACCCAAGACACAUGUGCCCUCCACCUCCUCCUCCCUGUCUGUCUCUUCAGCAUCCUUCACUGUAAGCUCUGCUCUGACCUCCAGUGGACACCCAGACCAGGGGACUGGUCCAAAAGACUCUCCCCCCAAAGAACCACUCAACUGGGGGACCUUAAAAGGCUGCAGGGGCCUCCACCCAAACUCCUGGCUGAAGAAAGACCGCAGACUGUCACUAACCCAACAAGACAACUUGGAGAAGGAAGAAGAGGACAAGACUGGGGGAGGACCCACUGAUAAGACCAUCACACUUGGAAAACUCAUCCCAGACAAAGGAAAAACAGGUGAAAGGGGAGGAGAAAAACCGACCCUCAGCAACCAACCCAAGCCCAAAACCUGCAGAGCCUCCAAAGAUGCAGGAGGGGGGCAUGUGAGGGGGAGGUCUCGCAAGGAGCCCCACAAGCCUCGACUCCUCAAGCAGGACCACACCAGCCCCCCCUCCCACCACCGUUCUACAGGAAGCCUCCAGUUUCCAAAAUCCCCCUGGUUCCUCUCCUCAGACUCUUCCAUGACCGUUAGGCAGCUCAGCGACGUCAACGCCAACACCGGCAGUGACAUCACCAACCAGAGGCGUGCAGCAGAAAGCGAAGUGAACGAGGUGAAGCAGCCAUCACCAUUACUAUUUUACAAGCAGAGUGGGCCUUCUCUGUCUCUGUUCAAACGACACAAGUCUGUAGAAGAGGCGAGCAAUGUGAGGCUCUACCAGCGGCGGGGGUCAGAGCCUGGACAGCAGGUGGUGGACCGGACCGCCACCCUCGCCCGGGCGAGGCUGCCCAGCGACCCAGGACUGAAGGCUUCAGAAGCGGAUUCACAAGGAGGGACGACCGAGUCUCGUUUCUGCCUCUCGCCCUAUGCCACCAAAGCAGUGAGGGACUACUUCUCCUCUCACCCGCGCAGUAACCCCCAGAGCAGCCAGAAGGUGACGCUGGGUGUGGUGGAGAGUCGCAGGGAGUGGCUGAAGAGAUGCAGUGAUCCCACAGCAGAGCCAGACUUUGACCAGCUUCUGUUUGCUGAAGAAUCCUAUGUCUGAUUCUGACUAAAACCUGGAGAUGAAUUACAUUUCAACAACACAAAUCAAAUGCAACACAUACUGCAGCUUUCAAAAUGACCCUCAUUGACUUUCCCCAAGUCCUACCAGAACAAUCUACAGUCACAAUAUUUGUAAAAAUAUGAGUUAACAGUAGUUAUUACACUCAUCACCUUAAAAUUGACUGCUUGUCGGUGUUUCAUUAGAUCCUAAAUGCCUUAGUGUAGACUUUUUAAAUGCAUGAGAAACAUAAGUACAUUUUAAACUUUGCCUAGAGCUUAUUGCCAUUGAGGGAACAAGAUUGAUUUUUGUUUGAAUGUCACGCGCAGAAAGAGUCCUAUUUUGUAACAUUAAUCGCUAACAGAUAGUUUUGGUAUCAGAUAUUAAUGCAUAAUUAGGUAUCAAAUGUUAACGCAUAGUUAAAUUUCUAUCUGAUCUUGAUCUAUGGGUUUUGUGUGAGCAAUGUCACUUGUAUGUUUUUAAACUAUAUCAGGCCAAAGUUGAAACCUGCCAAUUAGAAAUUACCCGGUUUUGCCUUUUUUCCCCAUUGUGAACAAGUAGAAUCUCUUUUAUUAAUGACUGGUAGCUUAUUUAAGGUUUCAUUUGAUAUUUCUACUUUCAAAGCUGCAUUAUGUUUGGACAUUGAAAUCUGAUUUAUGCUAGAAACUGACAGUAUAUAGUACAAACAGUCUCACCAGAUUAUUCUCAACAUUCUGUCUCUCCAUUAAGGCAAGUUCAUACACAAUUAUUUUGCAUAUUUUUCAUGUUUUAUUCUUAUUAAUUUCCAGUUAAAGGAUUGUAUGUCAACACUGAUCACUUCUAAUUAAACACGAUGCAACCUGGUUCUUGUUUAAAGAUGUUUUACAACACUAUUGCGUUGCUUUUCCUGCAUUGACCCUUAAUUAAAAGUUAACACACAAUAGUUGCAUAUGAACAUAAUUAAUAGGAGACACAGUUAAUUAUGGGAUAUAAUUAAGUGUAUAUUGUUUUUUUUGAUCACUUGGCCUGUAGUUUAAAUGCAGCCUGGAUAAACACUGUGACUAUGCAUAGAACUGCAUUUUGCUUUAGCGUUUUACACCCAGUCAGUGUAUAAUUAGUCACAACAUCACAUCACAACUUGUUUAUGCAAAUCAUAAAUAUGGAUUUGAUUCACAACCAUCACUUCAGCUCAUUGUUAGCAGCUUAACUUACAGAAAUAUAUUCAUAAUUUGAACAGGUUUAGUUUUAUAGAUUAAGGUCAUUGAUUAUUCACUAUUUAGCCUUUUUAUAGUAAUUCUUCUUUUGUGAAGUCUAUGCUGCUUUUUGCCAACUACAGUGUUUAUAUGGAGGACAACUGUAAAGGAAUAUCAUUAUUGUAGAGCUGCAACAAUUAAUUGAAUGAGAAAAUUUAUCAGCAGAUAUUUUGAUAAUCAAUUCAUUGGAUUAAAGCUUCUUAAAAUGUGAAUAUUUUGUGAGUUUCAAUGGCAUAAUUGAGAGAUAAUUGGUAAUAAAAUAAAGCUGCAGCACUACUUUAUUGAACUGACUUUCCUAGAUGCCACUCAGACAUUUUUGCUUUUGCUAGUUGCAAUAAAUCUUCACUCUUUAGAUAUUUGGUCAUAAAUAAUGAACAGUUUCUUUAGGUUUUCACUAGAUUUUGAAGGAUGAACAUUUCAAAACGCUUCUCUGUAUAAGCUCUUACAUUACAGGUUAACUUGUCUUGCGGUAGCGUGAUUAGCAGGUUUGUUUUUUUCUAUUUGUUGCCAACAAUGUGGUUUUCACAAAAGCCUGUAUUGAUUUGAAUGAAUCACAUCUUGUCCCGGUGUUUCUAUUAUGUAAAUACGAUCGAUCCCCCUGAGAGGGAAAACUGCUAUACUGGUUUGCGUUUUAUGUUUUUCAAGCUUUGUAUUUUAUGCAGCUUAAACUUUUAAAAUAGGCCACGAGACUGUUGCUUUCUAUUGUCUACACCUUCCUUUCUAUGUAUUCAUAAGCUGUAUUAAUGAGUCUAAAACUUUGCAAAUAAAUGACAUACGAGUGAAA